AGGGACGAUUUCUAAACGCCGCCAGCCCCCCACCGCGCCAAGCCUGCACGCCGCCACGCCUCCGGUCCGCUCACUCAGCUGAAUCGCUCGGAGCUCGUACUCCUCGCAACGCUUGCUGAAGUGCUGAACCAGGGUCCCCAUAUUCUCAAACCAACCCUGGGUAUGGCUCAGCCCCUCCAAACCCUAAACCCUACGAACACCCAUCACAAAAACCUCACUCUGGCAAAGAAUCAUCUGAGGAUUUCCUUCUUUUCAUCACCAUCAUCAUCUUGCAAAGUGUUUCCAACAAUGAAGAACAAAUACCCAUUAAUACGUGCAGCAUCGUCAAUGCCGCCAUCAAACCAUCAAGAAAAGCAAAACAUUCCGACCCUGGAUGCCUUAGUCAACGGCAAUAGUAAGGAGGAAAUCAUGCUUUCCAUAAGUAACUCGCUUUCCAAUUGUCUGUCCGAGACCCAUCUUGAUUUAACUGUCCCCGGUCUCAAAACCAAGACCCGUGGCAAGGUUAGGGAUAUAUACGAUGGAGGGGAUUAUCUCGUCCUGGUGACCACUGACCGUCAAAGUGCAUUUGAUAGGAUUCUUGCUUCUAUUCCCUUCAAGGGCCAGGUGCUGAAUGAGACUAGUUUAUGGUGGUUCAACAAAACUCAACACAUUAUUCCCAACGCAGUGGUAGCAUCACCCGAUAAGAAUGUCACCAUUGCAAAGAAGUGUUCAGUUUUCCCUGUUGAAUUUGUUGUUCGAGGAUAUGUGACAGGAAGCACUGAUACAUCACUGUGGACAGUUUACAAGAAUGGGGUUCGAAACUAUUGUGGCAAUGUCCUCCCAGAUGGCUUAGUGAAAAACCAAAAAUUGUCAGAAAACAUACUUACUCCAACUACUAAAGCUGCAGAUCACGAUGUCCCUGUAACACCCGAUGAGAUAGUUCAGCAGGGGCUAAUGACAAAAGCUGAUUAUGAUGAAGCAAGUAGGAAAGCUUUGAGGUUAUUUGAGUUUGGGCAGCGUGUUGCAUCCGAACACGGCCUAAUGCUGGUGGACACAAAGUAUGAAUUCGGGAAGGGGGCAGAUGGAACUGUUCUUUUGAUCGACGAGGUGCAUACACCUGACUCAAGCAGAUACUGGAUUGCCCCAUCAUACCUUGACCGCUUUCGGGAUGGUCUAGAGCCUGAAAAUGUUGACAAGGAGUUUUUGAGGUUGUGGUUUAAAAAUCAUUGCAAUCCAUAUGAAGACGAGGUUUUGCCUGAGGCUCCGGAAGAACUUGUGACUGAACUGUCUUGGCGUUACAUUUUCUUGUUUGAGACGAUAACAAGAACAAAAUUUAAGCUUCCUUCCACAAAGGAGCCUAUCCAUGAUCGGAUUUCCAGAAAUGUGUCACGAGCUCUGUCAUCUCUGUUAUAAAACAGAAUUGACGAUAAAGAGGAGGGAUGACUUUUUCUUUUCUGUAUUUUAAUACAAUAUCAACACCCAAACACCCUAAAUAAAGAAGGAAUCUGACACAAGAAGACUGCCAUUUCUGAAGAUUCAGCAGUUAGAAAAGUUUUGAGGAGAUUGAGCAGAAGGGAUCAAGUUGCUUUAUCGUCAGUCAAGCAUUGUAAAGACAACCGGGAACCUCUAUAUGGGACCGAGGGAGUAUCAAGUAACUUUAAAAGCCUCUCUAAUUUGUUUACAUGCAGAUUACCAUUUUGACUUCGGAGGCAACACCUAGUCCGCAACUUAUCAUCCGAACCUAAAUUUUUACAGUGGGAGUAAGGAUUUGGGGUUUGGGUAAAAUGGCCUCCCGCCAUAAGAAACUGAUCUCUUCAUCUUGACCGCCGGCGCUUUAUGUAAAGACUCUUCAGUUGAACCUCCGGUCGCCAAUUUCAAAGCUCUUGAAUUCUUGAAUCCUGAAUCCGUUACCAACCCAAGGGUAUAUAAAGAAACUGAAGAAUCUAUUGAAAAACACCGUUUGAGCCCCGAAACCCCACCACCGCCGUCAGAUUCAAGAAUUCUGACCCCGUGUUCUUGAUUUUCCGAUCCAUCGUCGAUCGGGACUCCGUCUUCCUCCGGUGAGCCAUCAGGGACAAUGGAGGCCCGGCAAAAAGGGCAGUUUGUGUGGGAACUCAGCCAAGUGUCGAUGCAGGUCAUAUGGAAAACGUGGUUGCAUUUCGGCAGCCGCCGGAGGGUAUCGCCGUCCUGAAAAUCGCUCAGGCAAACAGGGCACUCUGUUUUUCCGAUCAAACUCUCUCCUUUCUUGUAGUUCAAAACGGAGAUCGAACUGAUCACCGCCGCCGGGAGCCCGAUGGUGCGGAUGUACCAGGCGGGGUGAUCGAUCAUCGGGUCCAAAUCCUCCGGUGCUCGGUCCGGACGUGCCCGUCUCCACCCGGUGCAGUUCCUGAUGAUGAUCAUGUAGUAACAGAGGAGGAUGAGGAAGCUGGCGAGUAGGGCGGCGGCGAUGAUUAUGUAGGGAGAGAUGAUCAGAACGUGUCGGAUCGACGACGGCGAAAAUUGGUCCGGGUACGGAUAUGGGUUACACCCAUUUUGACACGUGAGGUCACAGCUGCCAUUGAAACAGCUAAUGGUUUGAUCUAAUGCUAAGAGCUUUCUGUGCUUUGCGGCCAUGGAAGAAGAAGGAAGGAUUUUCAAGCGGUUACCAAUGGAAAUAAACAUAAACUUUUGGUACAGUUAUUUAUUUACAUCAUAUUGCUUGAAUUUUGAAAUGGUGGAAGGAAGAAAGAUUAAAUGGUGAUAUCAUCAUAUUGUUGAGGAAUAAAGUUGUGCUAUGUUUGGUAACUGGUAAGGUUCAUAGUAUUAAAGAACAAUAACAUUCCAUUUAGUCAAACCUUGAUUCGGUUGACUAUUUUUCAUAAGGAUGUUAGAUAUUUAGAUAACCUAAAAAAAC
Cuscuta europaea is the source of this 2872-nucleotide messenger RNA. The record is from the annotation of a GenBank genome assembly. NCBI's taxonomy places the organism in Eukaryota, Viridiplantae, Streptophyta, Magnoliopsida, Solanales, Convolvulaceae.